UCUACUUGGACAGUUGUUAAGGACGGCUAUGCCUGAGCCCUCAAAGUCGGCUCCGGCCCCGAAGAAGGGCUCCAAGAAAGCCAUUACUAAGGCACAGAAGAAGGAUGGCAAGAAGCGCAAGCGCAGCCGCAAGGAAAGUUACUCCAUCUAUGUAUACAAGGUGCUCAAGCAGGUGCACCCCGACACCGGCAUCUCGUCCAAGGCCAUGGGCAUCAUGAACUCGUUCGUGAACGACAUCUUCGAGCGCAUCGCGGGCGAGGCCUCGCGCCUGGCGCACUACAACAAGCGCUCGACCAUCACGUCCCGGGAGAUCCAGACGGCGGUGCGCCUGCUGCUGCCCGGGGAGCUGGCCAAGCACGCCGUGUCGGAGGGCACCAAGGCGGUCACCAAAUAUACUAGUUCCAAGUGAGUCCCUGUGCAGGCCCUUGUCAUCAAACGGCUCUUUUCAGAGCCACCCACUUUGUUGAAAGAAAGUUCUGCCACUUUCUAGCAGAAGUGAGGAAAACUUAGAAGUUGGUGUUUGUUACCAAUUUACAGCUGAGGUUUCCCUCGGUCUGUCACUCCCAAUAAAGCACAUCGUUAUUGUAA
Messenger RNA from Ictidomys tridecemlineatus (thirteen-lined ground squirrel), 588 nucleotides. RefSeq names its product H2B clustered histone 3 (gene H2bc3). Gene Ontology annotation, cellular component: nucleosome. Lineage: Eukaryota; Metazoa; Chordata; Mammalia; Rodentia; Sciuridae. Gene Ontology annotation, molecular function: structural constituent of chromatin; DNA binding; protein heterodimerization activity. The record is from RefSeq and is a predicted model, not a curated record.